CUCCUGCACAUCAAACUUGAAGCAGUCUACAUUCAGAAACCUUGGUGUUUUAAAUAGUCCAAGAUAUCAGAACCUCUUCAAUCACAACUGACAGCUGUGCAAGAGGACAUCUUUGAUCCUUCAAGCCAGGCUUCAGUGUCCCUUGAUGCCCCCUUUUUAAUCUGAGCGUUGCGCUGUCACUUUUCUGUUCUCCAAAUACAAUUACUGUUACAGAUCAUAAAUGCGUUUUUGUGUGCAGAUGAGUGAAACAGAAAAAGAUGUAAAAGUGGCCUUAUGGUACAAAGAAUUAUUUACAUUACUUGUAUCAAAAUCAGUAUGUUCCUUCCCAGCCUUGGAAGUCAGUCUUUCAGUUGAGUCAUGUGAAAACAGUGAAAGUUUGUGGCAGGCAUCACUGGUAUUUUUAUUACCAUUUUGUAUAACAAGGUUUAAGCAAAACAACUGUAAACACUUAAAUUCUGUUUAUAGUACAGGCUUUGUGGACACUUCCAGAUUCUCUUCAUAGCUUUGGUUUCUGAAUCCCAAGUUUUAUUGUGUGUGUUUAAAUACAGAGCAACUGAAACCUUGUUGUAAAGACAGGAAUGAAGCCAAAUGGACAUUCCAUCUUCAGUAGUUUGCUUAAGAUGGCUUGAAUGACAUCUCUCUAUCUUGGUGUAUAUUGUUAGUGAAGACUUAUCUGUUUCUGAGCAGAAUUUGCUACACUUGUUCUUUUUAUUAUUUGCAAGGAAUAGAGAAAGAAAAAAAUACCAACACACUUGUGAAGUUGGCUGCUAGUGAUCAGUUUAUUUUUGGAAGACUGCCUCUGCUGUUCUGCUUCAUUGCCUUAAAUUAUCCCUGUUCGACAAGGUUGAACUACUAAGAAAGAAAAAUCACUUUGAACCUGAAACUUGCAUAGUUAAGACUAUGAACACAUGGGACAGACCUUUCUAAUACAGAUUUUACACUGUCCACACCAGGUGAAGUCUUUGAUAUGGGGGAGGAGGGUUGAGUGUGUGUCUUAAUUCUAUUAUUGAUAGGCCAGAAAAUAAAGAUGUGAGACUGAAUGCCUAUCUGGUGCUCUACUGGUAUCACACACCAUCCCUUUUGCUGACUUCCUGUUUGUGAGCACAGCUGAAAAUUGCAUGUGCUGUCAAUUUAAAGUUGGAGUUGUACAGCACUUUGUCUGUUUUAGUCUCUGGAGUUCAUCUCUGUUUUUUUGUAAAUGUAGGCACUUUCCUAAAUGUUAGUCAAAAUUUUAUUUGUUAAGGGUUGUAAUCUGCCCUGCUCAUUUAACAAAUCAGCUUGAAUUUACAAACUGAAAAAAAAAGAUUUUUUUAAAUUAAAAAUAUAAGUAGCAUUUGUGGCUCUGAGAUGGUGUAUUCCUGGUUUCCUUCAAUUUUUAACCAAAAGGCAUUCAUUCAUUAGCACACCAAAAUACCCUCUGAGCAAGAAGUACUUGACUACUUCAGCCUGAUUUCAACUCUGUACAAAAUUUUACGUUUGGAAUUCUUGUAACCAGUUUUUGAUAUCCACAGAGUUUUUGUAAUACUUUCCAGGCAGUGAUGCAGGAUGUAUCCAAUGUCAAGCAUCUUCUUGUAGAUCCUUGCAAUUGUGAAAUGGGCAUUCAUGCUAUAUUUUCUACCAUCAUGUUUGGCUUUAGGUUCUCAGUAAGGAACAAUCACCUUCGUAUUAAAUUUACGUCACUUCUCUUUUGUUUUAUUGUGUUUAAGAAUAUGGUGUUCCUGGGGCAAGACUGUCAGAAGCACUUAACUGUGAUGUUGCCAUUCAUACAUCUUUUAGCUUUGUUGGGACAUAGAUGUGAAAAGAUGGAGAUCCUGACAAAAGUUGAAGGAACCUACACCUUCAUAAUUGAAACUACUGAGUAGAUAGCCAGAUUUUGAUUUUUGGUUUCUCAUGAAUAACACCAAAAAAUGUACUUGCAGCUCAGAAAAAAAAAAAAAAAAAAGAGAAAAAGCAGAAAACAGCUUUCUUCACAAACUAGAUUAUAAAAACUGGUUUCUUUAAAUCUAAUGAACAAGACUGUAGGCUACUAAAAGUGGAAGUGACCUUUUUCUCAAACAGGUGGAGCUUUAAAGCUUAUCAGACUCAUUUUGGCUCAAAAGAUUCUAUUUACUUCAGGAUUUAAUCCUGAUUUUUUUUUGGGGGGGGGGGUAAGCAACAACAGAACAUAAAGCUGCUACUUUCUUCUUUCCUGCUCUUGUGUUUCAAACUUCUGCUGUUAGACUAGGAAGACUUUUUUUCAUCUCUUGAGAUACCUGUAGUUUCUUGAAUACAGUACCAAAAAACCGCCUGGAGAGUUCAUCUACAGCUCUGCUGAAUAUAUUCAUCUAAGCACACUUUGCCAAACCAUACACUAUUACAAAGUAGGUAAGUCAGCAGGUAGCAGGACCUGAUCUUUACAGCAACACAUACAGGUUAAGAAUCUUCUUUAGAGUAGUCCUACAAACUUUAGAUCAGAUUUCUUCUAUGGAAUUAAACCAAAUAGUUCUGUACAUAAUCUUUCAGUAUUAACGAAGUCACGCUUUUCAUAAUGCGCUUGCAAGUCUUCUUGGAUUUCCUUCUGCUAAACAUUAAGGUACUUAAAAAAAAAAAAAAAAAAAGCAAAUGGAUAAUGCAAGAGCUCUUUCUACAUCAUUUGCAAGCAAAUCUUUAGUAAUCACACUAUAUUCAGUUUUAUAAGAAAUUAUUUGAAAAGUAAAUACUACCAAUUCUGUUUCCUAUAACAGAUAUGUUGAGGUGUUUAAUCUAUUUAACUUUGAAAUUUCAUUCUACUCCAAAAUAAUUCUACUGAGAAAUUGUACCUUUCGGAGCAAUUAGGCACUAGUGAUACCUAAUAACAUUUUCAAAAUUUUAACAAAAUUGCCAGAACUAGGCUUUUAUUUGAGACCAAAUGAUCUUAAUGCUUAGAAAAUGCAACCUGUAGAUAAACUUACUUUUCAUUUAAAAAAUAAUGAAACAGUUGAAGUGACUGCGAGGUGAAAAGUGUGCUUUAAAUGAUACUAUUUUUUAUCUGAAAUAUUCUUUAAAUAAAUACUAGCUCUGAAUAAAGUAGCUGAGCAACACAGCAGUGGCAUGUACCUUAUUUCAAGCAAACAAACUAAUCGCUGCCAGCUGGCCAGAUGUAGCUAAUUCCUGGCUCCAAAUUUAACAGUAAAGAGAAUAAAAGGCAAAUUUCUGCAUAUAAUUUACUAAUAAUAGUCUCUAAGUAACAUGGUGUAAAAUAUCAACUAACUUAUAGUAGCCUUUUCUUUCUGGGCCAAUUUUAUUUGUCAAAAUAAUUAAACAUCUGUUACUGCUAUGGAGCAUUGUAUCAGUUGAUACAUUUCUUCUAUGAGGAUGAUAAUCGCAUUUGAAACAAUAUGAAUAUGGUACGUUCUUGCAAGAAAAUUUUCAAGUUUUCUGAAACAUAAAUUUACUGGUUUUGAGAUUAAUACUUCGAGAGAUUCUGUUGUUAGGGUUUGGGGGCAGAUUACAAACACCUUAUGAGGUUAUGAUACUCUCUUGGACUUGCAAAAAAACAAACAAACAAAAAAAAAAAACAGUUUCUCAGGAAGAUCAUACCAUGUCGUAAGGCUGGAGAUGGAUGUAAAGCUACAAAGAAAAUCAUGUUUCAGGUUUAUGGUAGGCUGUGGUAGGUGUGAUGACUGGUUUCAUGGUGAUUGUGUUGGACUGAGUCUAUCUCAAGCACAGCAGAUGGGUGAAGAAGAUAAAGAAUAUGUUUGUGUGAAAUGCUGUGCUGAAGAAGACAAAAAGGCAGAGUGUUUUGAUCAAAGUCUACUGGAUACUCAAGUUAAACUUGAAAGCCACAGAGAAGAAAAAGCAAUUGAAUGUGAAAAACCGGGGAUGUCAAAGCAAGCACCUCCCUGUAAUCUAAAUCUAACAACUGAAAAAACAAAGCAGGCAGAAGAUGCAGGGAAGCAUAAAGUCAAAAUUUUCAGAAGGGAAUCUGGUGAUGGGAAGAAUUUGUCAGAAUCCAGAGACUCAGAUACUAAAAAAGGCCAACAUGUUCCUACUCGAAAAGCAACACAAACUGCUGUAAUUCCUCGGCGAUCUUCAGAUGAGAAAAGUGAAAAAAAUAGUAAAGAGUCCCUUAGCAUGGUUGAAAAGUCCACCAAGUCAGGUGUUCAUGAGAAACAAGAAAUUAAGAAAAAGAAAAAUGAGAAAGGAUCAAUCAGUGCAACACAUCUACCAGCUGUGCCAGCUUCCAAACCUUCUGCUGAUCAGAUAAGACAAAGUGUUAAGCAAUCUCUUAAGGAAAUUUUGAUGAAAAGAUUGACAGACUCCAGUUUAAAGAUUCCUGAAGAGAGAGCAGCAAAAGUUGCCACAAGAAUCGAAAGAGAACUGUUUUCUUUUUUUCGGGACACUGACUCAAAAUAUAAGAACAAAUACAGAAGUUUAAUGUUCAACCUAAAAGAUCCAAAAAAUAAUAUACUGUUUAAAAAAGUACUGAAAGGAGAGGUUACUCCAGACCAUCUAAUAAAAAUGAGCCCAGAAGAACUGGCUUCCAAAGAACUGGCUGCUUGGAGACUAAGAGAAAACAGACACACAAUCGAAAUGAUUGAGAAGGAACAGAGGGAAGUUGAAAGAAGACCUAUUACUAAAAUCACUCACAAAGGAGAAAUAGAAAUUGAAAGUGAAACACCAAUGAAAGAACAAGAAGUUAUGGAAAUUCAGGAACCUAAUAUGACAAAGAUGUUUGAGAAGUCAGAGGAAGUUGACAAAGAUAAAGAAGGAAAUGAAUCUGCAACUCCAGACACCACAAGUCAACACAAAAAUCAUCUCUUCGAUCUUAACUGCAAAAUCUGCAUAGGUCGAAUGGCACCACCUACUGAUGAUAUUUCUGCAAAAAAAGUGAAGGUGUCUGUUGGAGUUGCACGGAAACAAUCAGACAAUGAAGCAGAGAGCAUUGCAGAAUCACUUUCUUCAACAUCAUGUAUUUUAGCUUCAGAAUUAUUGGAAGAUGAUAAACAAGACUUAUCCAAAUCAUUCUCACCUCUCCCAAAAUCAGAAACACCUGGUACUGUAGAGUGUGAAAGUCUGUUUCUGGCACGCCUGAAUUUCAUCUGGAAGGGUUUCAUCAACAUGCCUUCUGUGGCAAAGUUUGUUAUUAAGGCUUAUCCAGUGUCUGGCUCUUUUGAGUAUUUGACAGAGGAUUUACCUGAUAGUAUUCAAGUAGGUGGCAGGAUAUCUCCUCACACUGUCUGGGAGUAUGUAGAAAAAAUCAAAGCUUCAGGGACCAAGGAAAUCUGUGUAGUUCGCUUUACCCCUGUAACUGAAGAGGAUCAGAUAUCCUAUGCUUUGUUGUUUGCAUAUUUCAGCAGCAGAAAACGUUAUGGUGUAGCUGCCAAUAACAUGAAGCAAGUGAAAGAUUUGUAUCUCAUCCCAUUAGGUUCCUCAGAUAAAGUCCCACAUCAUCUUGUGCCUUUUGAUGGGCCCGGGAUUGAAUUGCAUCGACCAAAUUUAUUACUGGGAUUGAUAAUUCGGCAGAAAAUGAAGAGACAGAUUACUGCUGUUGCAAGUGUUACUAGUAGUUUUGCGGACGAAGCUUCUGAAAGUACCUUGAGUAGCUUGCCGCCAGAGAAGAAAAGCAAGCCAAACAAACCUGAGGUCUCUCAUAAUGACUUGGUACUAGAAGACGAAGAGGAAAAUGAUUUUUUUAAUUCCUUCACAGCAGUGCUACAUAAGCAGAGAAACAAACCUCAACAGUCUAAUACAGAUGAUCUUUCAGCAGUAAUUGAACCGUUAGUGGAAAGUACAAAACAUGAACCACCAAAGCCUCUCCGAUUUCUUCCUGGAGUCCUGGUUGGGUGGGAGAAUCAGCCUUCCACGCUGGAGCUAGCAAAUAAACCAUUGCCAGUGGAUGAUAUUCUUCAAAGCUUGUUGGGUACGACAGGGCAGACAUAUGAACAAAGUAAGCCAGAGACGAGUCCCAGUGAAGACAUACCUUUAUUAAAUGAACAAACAACUUCAAAAGAAGAAAACAUGGAUGUUGCUGAAGUAGCUACUGAAGUCAGUGAGACAAAGGCUACUUCGGAUGAUACACAAGAAUCCACUAAUGCUACCGCACCUGGGGAUGCAGCAGUUGUAGGGACCUCAAGUUCUGCAAGGAGUGCUGGAACUUUGAUAGGACUUAGUCUAAAGGGAAAGCCUCCUGAUGUCUCCACAGAAGCAUUUUUAGCAAAUUUAUCUGCUCAGUCACAGAAUAAAGAAACUGAAGAAAGUAAAGAAAAUGAUUCAAAGCGGCAAUUGCCUGACAAGGAUAAUACUGCACAGGAAACUAGAAGGACAACAAAUUCCAGCUUUUCUUCUUCAUCAAGUGCAGGAAAAAAAAACGAGAACAAUGGUAAUGCAAGCUCUGCUGAAGGUACUACUGCUAAUACCUCUAAAUCACCACAAUUUAUUAACCUUAAGAGAGACCCUCGACAGGCAGCUGGACGAAGCCAGCAGACUAGUGCUUCAGAAAACAAGGAAGGGGAUGUUAGCAAAAAUGAAGACCGACAGAAUGUUUCAGGAAACGAACAAAUGGAACCAGAGAAUAAACAGACUUCUGGAGAAAUGGGAUUAAACCCGUAUCAAAGUGAUGCACAAACAAAUGAGAUGCAGUGCAGUUCAACUGCAACAAAAGCAGAUAACGCAUGUGCAUCACAAGCAGAAGAUACCAAACAGUCACAGGAAGAUGCACUGAUGCAAAACAUUGAAACAGUGAACUCUUUUAGAAGAGGACCAGCAGCAACUUCAUCUCAUUUUGAAACUGAAAAUUCUUCUCGUUCUGAGUUUAUUUCCAAAGUCCCAAGCCCUGGCAGCUUCUCAUCUGUUAGACCUCCGCAACAGAAUUUUCAGCAUCCUAAGUCUAAUCCACCUGGAUUUCAGUUUCAGGCUCCUGCACCUCAUAACUUCCCUCCACAAAACAACCCUAUGUUUGGAUUUCCUCCUCAUUUACCACCUCCACUUCUUCCCCCUCCAGGCUUUGGCUUUCCUCAAAAUCCGAUGAUGCCAUGGCCACCUGUAGCUCAUUUAUCAGGUCAGCCACCACACUAUGCUGGACCCAUUGCACAAGGGCUACCAGUGGCUCACAAACAAUCCAGAUUUUUGGGGCCAGAAAAUUUUUUUCAGGGUAAAGACAGUAGGAGACCAGAAAGACGUCAUAGCGAUCCUUGGGGCAGACAAGAACAGCAAUUGGAGAGAGGGUUCAGUAGAGGAAAAAAUGAUCAACACAGACAAAGAUUUUAUAGUGACUCUCAGCACCAAAAGAAAGAAAGACAAGAAAAAGAGUGGAACAAUGAAAAAUACUGGGAGCAAGAUUCUGAAAGAAAUAGACGCAGAGACAGAAACCAGGAAAAAGAGAGAGAGAGGAAGAGUAGAGAGGAAGGACAUAGAGACAAAGAAAAAUUGCGGCUUCCACACAGUGAUAGGGGUGCUGAUGGAAAAUGCCCCAGAGAGACUAGAAAUCCAGAAAAAAAGACGGAAAAGCCUAAGACGGAAGAGCAGGAUCAAGAAAAAGAUAAGGAGAGGGAAAAAAGUAAAGAGAAGCAUAGAGAACGAGAAAGCGAAAAGAACAGAGAUAGACAUAGGGACCACAGUGACAGAAGUAAAAGCAAAAGGUAAAAAGAUGCAGGCAGUCUUUUAAAAUCCUAUUUAAAUAAACUGUUAGAUUAAUGUCGUAAAACUUUGUAUAAAAAGAAAAAAAGCCUGCUAGGAUUGUGCCAUCUUUUUUAUUCAGUGUUGGUGUUUUGCAGAAACAAGUCUGUGUUUUGGUACCAUUCAAUGUACCAAUACUCAUCCUUUUUUCAUUAUACCAACUAUCGCUAGAAGUAGGAGUUUAAUAUUUUUAAAGAUUUUACAUUGCUGUAUAUUCAAAAUUUUAAAGAUUUCUUUUAUUAAUAUGCAAUAAAGGCUUAGAAAUUUUCUUAGCUGAUAAAGUUGGCUUUAGUCAAGUCUGCAAUAUAGUCGCUGCCUUUGGUAAUUUGUGCUCUCUUCUGUUUUAAGAUGCUCUGAUAAUUUUACAGAUGAAUUUCAUACGAUAACCUUCUUUUUAAAUUGCACUCUUUUUAAGGAUUGUAGCAAAGCCUCAGAGUCCACACAUACUACAACAAAAUAUAAUAUGCUCGGCGAUGUGAAGAGUUUUUUAAAUUAUUCAGUAGUACAAUAAAAUAAUUCAAGUGUAUUUCAUUGGUUUUUCAAGUAUUUCCUAAGCAUCUAAAGCAGUCUGUGACCAGAAAUUGGAAGGCUGAGCUGCUCGAAUGUUAUUGCUUUAAACUGCACUUGUUUUAAUAAGAAAGCAUUUUUAACCUAAGUUCUUGAAAAUAUGAUUUGUGGUAGUUGAUUCAUUUCUCCCACCAUUUUCCAUGCUUCAAAAACUUGAAUACCUAAGCUUGUACAUUACUUUGUGUUUUGCUAUCCUUUUUACUGUAAAAUGUAAAUAUUUUAAGGGAUAUUUUGAUUCUAAAAUGAUAAAACUUUCUCACAUACUGUGUGUGUUUGAUUUCAUAGGUGUGAAAAUGUAGACUGAAUAUAGCAGGCUAAGUUGUACAAUGCCACACUGGUCUUAUGGCUAAGUCAUUCCGAGUUUUGGGGGGGGUGAAGAAAGGGGAGAAAGGUAGAGGGAAAUUUGUACCAUUGGGACUUUCAGUAAAUUGACUGCUAUCCAUUUCAAAAACUAAAAGGCAGAAAAAAAAAAAAAAAAAAAAAGAAGAAAUAAAAAAAAGACAACCUGAAUACAAACUAAAAUCUCCUGCUCUUACCCUUCCUUAAAUACCCUGGUCAUUUUGUCUAGUCUGUUAGAAACAAGAAAAACAUUCCAUUAUGUAAACCAAAAGUUAGGUUUAUUGUUCUGUUUCUCAGUGUUCUGUUUUUUAUUUUGAGUACAUUACCUUAUGUAUGGACAUCGCAUUUUGCACUUUGCUGUAGAAAAACCUCUUCUUUUUCAGAAGGUCUUUCCAGUCUAACAACACACUAAUAACUGUUCAUUUUAAAUAUGGAUGUAUUUUAAAGUAAAAUUUCAUUUGGGUACCCUGCAGAUAGAUUCACAGUCAAUUCAACUAAAAUAAAAAGAAUCUUGCACCAAA
Messenger RNA from Anas platyrhynchos (mallard), 9062 nucleotides. RefSeq names its product PHD finger protein 3 (gene PHF3). Gene Ontology annotation, cellular component: nucleus. The record is from RefSeq and is a predicted model, not a curated record. Lineage: Eukaryota; Metazoa; Chordata; Aves; Anseriformes; Anatidae. Gene Ontology annotation, biological process: DNA-templated transcription.